AUGGCGCCUGAGUACAUCGAGAAUAGGGUAGUGACUCCCAAGAUUGAUGUCUAUGCCUUUGGAGUAGUGAUGCUGGAAUUGAUCACCGGAAAAGACGCUGCAAUUAUACAGGAGGGUCGAGAAGUACUGCUUUCUGCAGCAAUAACUUCCAUCAUGGAAGGAGAUGAUGCAGAAACUGAGCUUGCCUAUUUUAUGAAGGAUCUAGCUCCAUCAGAGGCUACCCAGCAGCCUACUCUACUGCCAGCUCCAUCUACAGCCCACUCUAGCAACCACCCUAUUCACAGACAAACAGAGGGUCGAGAAGUACUGCUUUCUGCAGCAAUAACUUCCAUCAUGGAAGGAGAUGAUGCAGAAACUGAGCUUGCCUAUUUUAUGAAGGAUCUAGCUCCAUCAGAGGCUACCCAGCAGCCUACUCUACUGCCAGCUCCAUCUACAGCCCACUCUAGCAACCACCCUAUUCACAGACAAACAGUGGACAGCUGA
Ilex paraguariensis (yerba mate) is the source of this 483-nucleotide messenger RNA. NCBI's taxonomy places the organism in Eukaryota, Viridiplantae, Streptophyta, Magnoliopsida, Aquifoliales, Aquifoliaceae. The record is from the annotation of a GenBank genome assembly.